This is a messenger RNA of Fonsecaea pedrosoi CBS 271.37, 1140 nucleotides long. RefSeq lists its product as uncharacterized. The coding region runs from base 1 to 1140 and encodes 379 amino acids. The transcript has a single exon. The record is from RefSeq and is a predicted model, not a curated record. NCBI's taxonomy places the organism in Eukaryota, Fungi, Ascomycota, Eurotiomycetes, Chaetothyriales, Herpotrichiellaceae.
AUGGCAAGAAGCACGGUAUCCGAAGCACUGGACACCGAAUCUACUACUUCUCCACGUCAAACGUCAGCUGCAGAGCGUCUGCAAACGGGUCCCAAUUUGUGGACGCCGCAGAGUCAGAGUCAGAGCCAGGAUCUGUACGCGGACUUUCUCCAAGAUUCAUCCUACGUGACAAGUCCGUCUUUCGAAAAUCAAACACCAGACUUGACGUUCGAGGCAAAUUCAGGGUCGGGGUAUACUUUUGAUCUGCAGAUGGAAGCUCACGUUGGGCCGUUAACGCAACUUCCUCAACACUCGCAGCAUACCUUUGAGCUGCCGGCUGCUAUUCAAAAUUACAUACCAGGGCCAUCACCGGACCUGCUCGAGCCCGCAGACACAAUCACGGCUCUAUCAAGAUUAAAUGCAGACUUCGCUAGACAGGUAUCCAACGUCGACGCAUACAUCUGGGGGCCUGCGAAUGCAGCGCAUCAUUGUCUCGAAAAGCUUCACCGAGUUGAAGGCAACCCGAUGGCAGAGCUGCUGCAGAGCACCUCUCGAUUCGUUUCGAUUCUCGAAAGUCUAGCCCCGUUGUCAUCACUAAAAAAGUCAUCUACUACCGUCGGAUCUGCUGUCUCGAACUCCAAUAUCUCCGAUUUGGAUUCAUGGCAAAGGCAGACGUCCCUUCCUGCUCCAUGCUCGCAAUCUCAGUCACCAUCGACAAGGCUGAGCUCACUGAGCAUCCCAGUCGUGCUAAUGCUUCUUUCAAGCUACCUCCUCCUCUUGGAGCUCUACAACACGGUCUUUAAGCGCGUCACAGACGCCAUGUCGAAGCUGGGCGAUAUGAAUACUUAUCUCCAGGACUUGCCGGAGUUCCAGGUUGCCGGACUGCCCUCCAUGAAGGCGCAACUGUACGCCAAGAUCAUCGUCCAAGUCAUUGAGCAUCAUUUCGACCGUCUAGAGCGCCUCAUAGGUCUCCCUGAAGAGUUCGGCUUGUCGGAGCGGGCUGCGGAUUCGGAGGGCUUGCUGAGUACUACUCCGGGCAUAUCUCAACUUCUACACAUUGCUGUGACGCAGACGGCAGGAUGGCCCAGUACUUCGGGCACUUCAACGCUGAAGUCGCUCAGAUCGCACCUCAGAGAUCUUCAAAGCAUGCUAUCUACAUAG